This is a messenger RNA of Owenia fusiformis, 2158 nucleotides long. The record is from the annotation of a GenBank genome assembly. Lineage: Eukaryota; Metazoa; Annelida; Polychaeta; Sabellida; Oweniidae.
GUUCGGUGUAAUCAAAACGCAUGCGCAACGAUAAUCUGUGUUUUUUCAUUUUUUUGUUUUCUAUCAGAAAAUCAGCUGUUUACGUGAAAUAAAGGAUGCAUUGAGGACUCUUUUAAGUUUUGAAGCCUGAGUUGCUGUACAACAUGGCAACAUCUAUAUGCAAUGAUACAUCAGAGUGCGUGGAGCUGUUUGAACCCCAUGGCCUAUUCUUGAAACCACUUGCUAGGCUUAAUGUCAGCGUUCAGCUACCAUCCAUCAAAAACCCAGGAAAAUCUAUAUCGAAUUGGGAAGUGAUGGAGAAAAUUAAACAUUUCGUCAGACCUGACCAGUUCACACAGUUAAAAGUUGUUAAAAGUACACUUGAGUUUAUCAGGUUUGAAGGCGAGGCGGACAAUAAAGCUUUGAUCAAACUGAUGAUCACAAGACUAGAUAGUAAAACAAUCAAACUCAGUGGAUUUCCAGAUACUUUAAAAGUACGAGCUGCAGAAGCAAAGUCAACAUUUCCUAGUCGCCAUGAUUGGGAUUCAUUUUUCCGUGAUGCCAAAAAUAUGAACGAAAUGAAAGCCGGUGAAAGACCAGACACUGUACAUAUGAAAGAUCUCCCUAUAAGAUGGUUUGUUAAUCGUAACGAUGAUGUAAAAGACAAACCAAGUGAAUACCUCAUACAGAAAAUAUUUGAACAAUUUGGUGAGAUUCGAUGCAUGGAUAUCCCAUGUCUAGAUCCCUAUAGGCAAGAAAUGGUGCUAAGUAAAAUAAAAGGAAGUGCUGGGACCGCAACCGCUCCAGUACAGCGUGUCCAACAGUUUAGUACUUUUGGUCCAGAUCUCACUUUUGAAGUUUAUCUCCAGUAUAAAGAGUAUAUGGGAUUUGUAAAAUGCAUGAAUGCCCUCCGUGAUAAGAAGCUCAUGUUCAAAGAUGAUGAAGGAAAAGCCUUUGUUGCUCCAAUAAAGGUUGACUUUGACAAGUUAAAGCAUCUAACUGACAAAAACAUCCGCAAACGUCGUCUGGAGAGGGAAAUGUUGGCUCAACUGGAGAGGCAGCGGGAAGAUAAACGAGAAGAUGAAAGGAGAAGGCAAGAACAGGAGAAAGAAGAAAAACAAAGAAAACUUAUGGAAAAACAGAAGAAAAAGGAGGAAAGGAGAAAAAUGCGGGAAAUCAAACGUCAUGAAAAAAAUCUAGAGAGAAAGCGCCAAGAAGAGCAACGUCGUAUGCAGCUUAGGAUAGCACGAGAAGAGAGAAAGAUGAUCAUUACUCAGAGGAAAUUAGAAUCUAUACGAAUCAUGAAAGAGAUUCUCAAAAGACUGAAAGCAAUAAAAGAAAAGGAAGAACUUGUGAAAAAGGAACACGAAUUAGAAGAGGAGAGAAGGCGACAAGUAGAAAAGGAAAAGAAGAUCAAAAUGCUUCAAGAGAAACGCAAAAUUCUUGCCCAAAAGCGCAAAAAGGAAAAACUUGAACAGCAAGAAAAAGAACUCAGAAAUCGUAUUCUAAAAAACUAUCGAACAUUAGAGGAACGCAAGGCAGAGAUACAAAGAGAGGAAUUGCGAAAAAAAUUAAGUGGUUCGAAAAGGUUAAAAAGCGCCAUAAUCAUGCACAAAUGAGUUCACGAGGUGUUGGAAGAAAGGGCAGAAAUAGUAAAAUGGGAGUCUGGUUAGAAAAUCCCACUAAUGACUUCCUGUUAUAGUUGAGGUCAAGGUCAAGAAGAAUCUUCUGAUCAGAGAGAAGGUUUGGAUAUAGAUUUAGGUGAGGGUUUAUUUCUUAAUGGUGGAUAGGGUUAUUCAAGAUUUUUAACCUUUUUAUACAUGAGUUGUCAUCAGGGCAAAAGCUAUUGUGUACAUAAGUCGUACUUUAGAAUUGGGAUUAUGUAUACAUGUCCUGUUACUGUGGUUUGCAAUAUCGAGAAUAGGGUUGGGGGGUUACUGAAUUGAGCAAACAGCACAGACAUGACAUUGACACCAUAGUUCGUAUUGAAAAAAGUAACACUAAUGAUGUAUGAGUGGUUUCUAAAUACAUGUAGUGUGAAAAAUACAUGUGGUAAAAAAAUUAAUCUCUAAUUUUGUUUCUGCCUUUUUUGCCAACACCUGUUCGUGAAAGAUGGCGCUACCUACACAAAUGAGGGUGCUGCCUCCAUAUAUACAUUGCAAUCUGGUGAUACAUAUCU